CUUGAGCCAGAUUAUCAAUACUACAAAAGAUAAAAGUAAAAUCCAAAAGCAACUACCUGGGGGAAUAAGAGAGAGACCACAGCCAAGGAUGGCAUCAACUGUAGUAGCUAUCACCAAGUAAUAGCACGAGAUUAGAAAGUAUGUAGCUGUAGGGUUGAAAGGAAGAGCCUGAGCUCACAGUUAAGGUCUCCAGGAGAAGGCUUCACACCUCUAAGUAGUGUGCUUCGAGUGUGGGCAGAAUCUUAUCUGUGGGAGGUUUGUAAGCCAUGCUGACUUCCGAAUCCUCAGGUAAGUAAAUAGAUAUUAAAGAGAUAUAGAUAUCUAAUAGAGACUAUUAGAUCAUCUCUAUGUUGCGUUCAUACAUGUGUGUAUUUGCGUGUGUCCAAACACACUCAGACUCUUUAUCCGUCCUUCUCUUCACAAGCGAAAAGCCAAUGAUUUUAAGCAGUAACAUUGCUCUCACCAUGUUCCCUAGCUCUCCUAAGAACAAGAACACCUCUGAGCAAUUCUUCCUAUUAAUAGACCUUCAUUCAUGUUUGUACUAGCUAGGUAGGAAUGGGGUGUUGUUUUUUGAAUUUUCCUCUCCAGACAUCUGUGAAUGGAACCACACCCUUUUGUCUUUUACUUUUUUUCUUUUAACUCUCUGCUUUUCCCCCCUAGCCUGUUGGAACAGUAGACUUCCUGUUCUGCUUGAUUUUUUUUUUUUUUUUAAAGCAUUUUUGCCCGUGUGCCUAGCACAGUAAGCUUGUGUUUCCGUGUAGCGUAGCUCACAGGUAGGGAGCUCGGGCAGCCUCGAUCCAUCCUCUGGUCUGAACGCAGAGACCUCUGUGACAGCACAAUUAAAAGGUGCCUAACACAUUCCUCUACAAACUGCAAAAUGCAGCACGCCGAAUAACAAGCAGGACAGCUUCUAAAGUGACCACUGUUGACCAGUCUCCUGUCCUCAGCGUUCGUGCGGUAAGCUUGUAGUGGAUUUCCUGGAAGGCUGGUGUGAGUUGACUUGAAACAUGGGACUGUGGAUGCUCCUCAAGCUUGUGUGAUUCUAUCAAGAACCUUUGACGUGGUCCUCCUCACGAGCACAGGGAGAAGAUGCCGAGACUGGUGGCUACAGAUGUCUUCAAUUCCAAAAAUCUGGCCGUUCAGGCACAAAAGAAGAUCCUGGGUAAAAUGGUAUCCAAAUCCAUCGCCACCACCCUGAUCGACGACACCAGCAGUGAGGUGCUGGAUGAGCUCUACAGGGUGACCAAGGAGUACACCCAGAACAAGAAGGAGGCAGAGAGGGUCAUCAAGAACCUCAUCAAGACGGUCAUCAAGCUGGCUGUCCUCCACAGGAACAAUCAGUUCAAUCAAGACGAGCUGGCAUUGAUGGAGAAGUUCAAGAAGAAGGUGCACCAGCUCGCCAUGACGGUUGUCAGCUUCCACCAGGUAGAAUACACCUUUGACCGCAACGUGCUGUCCAGGCUGCUGAACGAGUGCCGAGAGCUCCUGCAUGACAUCAUUCAGCGCCACCUGACCGCCAAGUCUCACGGACGGGUUAACAAUGUCUUUGACCAUUUUUCAGAUUGUGAUUUUCUGGCUGCCUUGUAUAAUCCCUUUGGAAAGUUUAAACCUCACUUACAGAAACUUUGCGAUGGCAUCAACAAAAUGUUGGAUGAAGAGAACAUAUGAGCUUGCGAAAUAAGAUGGUGACCAGCCAUGAUUUAUGUGAAGCAGAGCACUGAUGACUCAUAAAGAGAAGACAGAGCAUCUUUUAGACACCACUUGGAUUUCAGAAAGGCUUGGCCCCAUACGACCUGUUGUUGUUGUUGGACAUUAAUAGUAGUACUUCUGUGUGGCUUGUUGAAUUUGAAAGAAAGAAAAAAGCGUGUUGUCAAAAAUUCUGGCUGAAAAAUGUCUUAAUGAAUGGCAGGAUGUGGGGAAAAUGGACAGUUGUUCAUUCAGAUGUCGAGGGAUACAAAGACAGAUGAGUGUGGCCCCAGGCGCUGGCACUGGUGUGUUUUAGGGAAAUCGUGUUGGUGGCACGUUGAAUACUUCUAAUAUGUAUAAAGCUAUGUGUCUUGACUCACCUUGAUCCUUUGCUAUGUCUGUGUAUAUCUCUUAAAAUGCCAAGAACCUCUCUUUGCUGUCAUUGAUCCUUUUGAAAGAAUUUUGCUUCUUUGGUUACAGAUUGCCAUCGAUCUCCAGGAAUUAAAUCUGAGACAGUCAGACCCAGUGCUCAGGAAAGCAGGAAGUUGCGCAUCUGAAAUCAUGACUGUGGAAAUGAACAAUCUUAGACAUCAUGAGCAAUGUCCAUUGCAAGAGUGUGCUUUUGAAGCCGAGUUCUACCUUUUAGUACCAUCCGUGAUACUUAGGCUCUCAAAACUAGUGGCAUGAUAGUGCCUUGAAAUACUUGCUUAGGGCGUAAGUUUGAUGUCAUCUUGAACAUGUACUGACAUGUUCCAGUAUUAACAUCCAUUUCACCUGUAGGAAGAAUAAAUCUCUAGAUUGGCUUUGAUAUUGAGACAAUAAAAUGUAAGUAGUAUUUCAAAAAGAAAAAAAUUUCUUGAAUUUAAAGAUGAACUCAUCAGACUGAUUUAGGGGUAAAAGGGUAGAAAGGAUAUUGCUAAGUAACAUAAGAAAGAUGCAUGCAUUUCAGUGUGUAACGGGGAUUGAUGAAUAAAAGAUGCCAUUUUUUAUUUAAUGA
Mastomys coucha (southern multimammate mouse) is the source of this 2683-nucleotide messenger RNA. RefSeq names its product TNF alpha induced protein 8 (gene Tnfaip8). Gene Ontology annotation, biological process: regulation of apoptotic process. Gene Ontology annotation, cellular component: cytoplasm. NCBI's taxonomy places the organism in Eukaryota, Metazoa, Chordata, Mammalia, Rodentia, Muridae. Gene Ontology annotation, molecular function: cysteine-type endopeptidase inhibitor activity involved in apoptotic process. The record is from RefSeq and is a predicted model, not a curated record. The transcript has 2 exons. Bases 1090 to 1668 code for a protein of 192 amino acids.